Penicillium canariense is the source of this 2910-nucleotide messenger RNA. Its product is annotated as M1 family metallopeptidase. Gene Ontology annotation, molecular function: peptide binding; zinc ion binding; metalloaminopeptidase activity. The coding region runs from base 1 to 2910 and encodes 969 amino acids. Gene Ontology annotation, cellular component: cytoplasm. The record is from RefSeq and is a predicted model, not a curated record. NCBI's taxonomy places the organism in Eukaryota, Fungi, Ascomycota, Eurotiomycetes, Eurotiales, Aspergillaceae. Gene Ontology annotation, biological process: proteolysis; peptide catabolic process. The transcript has 12 exons.
AUGUGGGGGAGAAGAUCCAUUGCGGCGUCAAAACGCGCUGGCGUCGCAAUCCACGCCCGUCAUCGAGUCGCCCUCUGCCCCUCCCCCCUCUCUUUCUUUCCCACGUCGUCCGCUACGUCCCUCUUCUCCUCAAUCUCUUCCCCUCAACUCCCUCGUCUGCGCACUCGGUCCCCGAUCCCUGCGCCUGGACUGCAUCUUGGUUUAACGCCCGCUAGAUCCUGUUCUGCUGAAGCUCGCAUGAUGGCGUCCGCCGACAGAGAGACCCUGCCUGACGUGGCCAAACCCGUCAACUACCAUGUCUCCCUCUUCGACUUGCAGUUUAGUGGUUCGUGGGGCUACAAGGGCGUGGUGACGGUCGACGCCAAAGUCACUCGUGCUACAAAGGAAAUUGUUCUGAACUCGAAGGAGAUCGACGUGCAGAGUGCCGAGGUGCUGGGCAAAGACGACCUGACGGACGACGUUUUCGCAGGAGCUUCAUUGGCCAAGGCAACCGAAAUCACCUACGAUAAGACUUCAGAGCGUGUGGCUCUGAAGUUCGAGCAGGAGCUUACCCCGUCGGAUAUCGUGCUGUCCAUCCACUUCACCGGAACCAUGAACAAUGCUAUGGCGGGCUUCUAUCGCUCCAAGUAUAAGCCUGUGGGGGAGCCGGCUGCCGAUACGCCCAAGGAGGGUGACGUUUACUACAUGCUCAGCACUCAAUUUGAGUCCUGCGAUGCGCGCAGGGCUUUCCCUUGCUUCGACGAGCCGAACUUGAAGGCCACAUUCGACUUCGAGAUUGAGAUCCCCAAGGGUCAGACCGCGCUCAGCAACAUGCCAGUUCAAUCCGAGAGAGAUGGAAGCAACUCUGGACUGAAGUUUGUCACCUUUGAGAAGACUCCGGUUAUGAGCACUUACCUGCUUGCUUGGGCCGUCGGUGACUUCGAAUAUGUCGAGGCCAUGACUGAGCGCAAGUACCAAGGGAAGAGCAUUCCCGUGCGUGUCUAUACCACUCGUGGACUCAAGGACCAGGCCCGCUUUGCACUUGAAUGUGCCCACCGGACCGUUGAUUAUUUCUCGGAGAUCUUUGAAAUUGAGUAUCCGCUGCCCAAGGCCGAUCUUCUGGCGGUGCACGAGUUUGCGAUGGGAGCUAUGGAGAACUGGGGUCUGGUGACAUAUCGGACGACCGCAGUCCUUUUCGAUGAGGGCAAAUCGGACAACCGGUACAAGAACCGUAUUGCCUAUGUGGUUGCGCACGAGUUGGCCCACCAGUGGUUUGGCAACCUCGUCACCAUGGACUGGUGGAAUGAGCUUUGGCUGAACGAGGGCUUCGCGACCUGGGUCGGCUGGCUGGCUGUUGAUCACUUCUAUCCUGACUGGAACGUCUGGUCUCAGUUUGUCGCUGAGGGUGUGCAACAAGCUUUCCAUCUCGAUUCGCUCCGAGCUUCUCACCCCAUCGAGGUGCCUGUCCGGAACGCUCUUGAGGUGGACCAGAUCUUCGAUCAUAUCAGCUACCUGAAGGGAAGCUCGGUCAUUCGCAUGCUGAGCGCCCACCUUGGCCAAGAGACGUUCCUUCGGGGAGUGGCUGACUACCUUAAGUCUCAUGCAUAUGGCAACGCAACUACUAAUGACCUGUGGGCGGCCCUGAGCAAGGCUUCUGGGCAGGAUGUGCACGGUUUCAUGGACCCCUGGAUCCGUAAGAUCGGCUUCCCAGUGGUUACUGUGGCAGAGGAGCCUGGUCAGAUUAGCGUUCGCCAAAGCCGAUUCUUGUCCACCGGAGAUGCCAAGCCGGAGGAGGAUGAGACCACCUGGUGGAUUCCCCUUGGCAUCAAGGCUGACCCGAAUUUGGCUACCGUGGAUACUCGGGCUCUCACUGAGAAGUCUGACACCAUUGGAGAGAUUGGCACCGACGGCUUCUACAAGAUCAACAAGGACCUGGCUGGGUUCUACCGGACCAACUACCCCCCGGCACGCUUGGCGAAGCUGGGCCAGUCGCUUAACCUCCUGAGCACUGAGGACAAGAUUGGCUUGUUGGGUGAUGCAGCUGCUCUUGCGGUCUCUGGAGAAGGCACUACGCCCGCCCUGCUGGCCCUCCUAGAAGGUUUCAAGGAAGAGCAAAACCAGCUUGUUUGGUCCCAGUUGUCUUCGACGCUCGGAAACCUCCGGUCUGUUUUCUCGCAGAAUGAGCAGGUUGCUGAAGGACUGAAGAAGUUUACUCGGAGCCUGGCUGGCCCCGCUGCUGAACGCAUUGGCUGGGAGUUCCAGCCCAAUGAAGACUAUCUCAUCGGUCAGCUCCGUAAGCUCUUGAUUGGCAUGGCAGGUAACUCUGGCCACGAAAGUACCGUCGCCGAGGCCAAGCGCCGAUUCGAUCUUUGGGCAACCGGUAAAGAUCAAAACGCUAUUCACAGCAACCUCCGAUCGGCGAUCUUCAGUCUUAAUGUGUCGGAGGGCGGCCGCGAGGAGUACGAUGCCGUUAAGCAAGAGUACCUGCGGACGGAUUCCGUGGACGGCAAGGAGAUCUGCCUGGCUGCCAUGGGACGCACUCGAGACCCAGCCCUGGUCAAGGAUUACUUGGACUUCGUCUUCUCGGAUAAGGUGGCCAUCCAGGAUAUCCACAGCGGAGCGGCGGCCCUGGCGGCCAACUCCAAGGUACGCCAUCUGUUGUGGGAGUACAUCAAGACGAACUGGGCGUCGGUCUCGGCUCGGUUGUCCUCCAACAACGUGGUAUUCGAGCGGUUUGUUCGCAUGGGACUGCAAAAGUUUGCGGAUCACAAGAUUGGCGAGGAUAUUACCGACUUCUUCAAGAGCAAGGACACGGGGGCCUACGAUCGCGCACUCAUCAUUGUGUCGGACAACAUCAACACGAACGCAUCCUACAAGGAGCGGGAUGAGGCGCUGGCUCUGGAGUGGCUACGGGCCCACGGCUAUGCGUGA